AAUGUAUUAGUGCUUUUGUGUGUGUAUAGAAAUUUAUAUUUUUAAAAUGAUUCUUAUUGUUACGGUGUAUAGUGCCCAAUAGUGCCUAUUGAAUUAUAAUCUUGAGAAUAUAUUCCACUAUUUCUUUAUAUAUUCACAAGAAAUUAGAACAUUUGCAUAAAGUUUAAGAAAAUUUAAUAUUUCUAUUUGUAUAUAAUAGACUUGUAUUAAUUGAAAUGGCGAUCGUCGUGUUGAAUUUUUAACGGUAAAAAAAAAUAUGUCGUGUAGUGUAUAUUUAUAACCUACUGACAGUUACAAAGACAAAUAUGUCAGAGUUGAAAAUGGAUUCUGGAGCAUUGGAGGAAGCUGCAGAGAAUUGUGAAUCUAUCGAUGAAAAUGAAAUUAUUGACGUUGAUUCCAUGGAUCUUGAGGACAGUGAUCGUUGGUUGUGUGAUUAUAAUCAAUGUUCCUCGGAGUCGAGAGUUCAUGAUUUGUACGCAUGGCUCAAAUCGGAUCCAUCUGAACCUCAAGCACAUGCAAAUGCUCUGAAGAAAUCCAUUGACACAAGAACAUUCACUAGAGUGAAAAGACGAUCCAAUAAAAUGAAUUUCGAUGCAAUAAUGGAAUCGUUAGCAACUCCACCACCGCAUUUAAUUGAAAAGCCCAAAGUUCCCGGUCAAUUUCGAAUGGAAGAAGCGACACCGCAACGAACAUUAGAAAUACCAUCAAUGUUAAGACCAAAAAAUUCAUUUAUAACAAAUUCCCAAUCAAGUUCAAUGAAUCAAGAGAGUCUUGAAAUAUUUUUAAAUCUCUCACAAUCAAAUUCAGAAUUCUCUGAAAUAAUGAAUGAAUCACAACCAUCGCUAUUGUAUUCAUCAAUUAUAUCAAAUAAUGCCGAUGAAACAUUAAAAAGAAAUGAAUCACUUUGCGAUAUGGAUUCGGGUAUUUUAUCUGAAUCAAUGAUGCAAGCGAGUAUAUUUCAAGAAUCAUUGAAUAUCAAUAGUUUUACGGAAAAAAAUUAUGAAUCUGAUGAUAAUAAUAUAACCCGUACAUUUCAACAUAAUAAUACAUUUUUAGCAAAUCCUAUAAAUGAAACAAAACAUUGUCUAAGUCCAGUGAUUGAGAUGAAAAAUAAUUGUCAAAGUCCAAAUCUUGAUGAGACAAAAAUUUGCACAAGUCCAUUUAAUCAAACUUUAACUUGUGUUAAUUCAUUGGAUAUGGAGAAAAUUUCACCUAAAUUUAAUGAGACAAAAGAGAUUUGUGAAAUUUCAUUUAAUCGAACAAAAGAGAGUAUUAGUCCUAUUAUUUUGAAAAAAUUUGAUAAUAGUCCAAUGGAAAGAACAUAUGUUAAUGAGGCAAAUUCUCCGUCUGCAAUGAGUUUUUCAGAAAAGGCAAGUUCCACUCAUGACGAAUAUUCUCCAAUAUUCAUGUCAAAACACGUUUUCGAUACUUCAACGCCUGACGAUGGAAAAUUGUCAUUAUUUGAAAAAUUCGAUAAUUUAAAUGCAACAAAAAUAAAUGAAAAUUCCAUGGAAAAUGCGUUAAUCGACGCAGACAUGACAUUCAAUGUAAAACGUCUUUCUUGUCAUAAAUUCCUUGAAAAUUCCAAUAAUUCACAUUUAAAUCAAAAUCGAAAUAUCAAUAAUAAUAAUAAUAGUAGUAGUAGUAGUAAUAGUUCAAAAAUUGUCAGUGCCUCGAGUCUUCGACAAGAAUUAUUAGAGGAAGUUGAAAGAAGUUGUAAAAAUUCAGCCACAAAUCAUGAGAAGGAUUUAAAGAGAGAAUUUAAUAUGACAUAUGAAAAUUCAAUGGAAACAAUGUCAAUGGCAGCGCCCUUUGAUUAUUAUAAAACAUAUAAGAAGGAGAGUUUAAAAAAAUUGAGUGAUAUACGCGAAACAAUUCCAAAUGAUAUGAUUGGUAGGUUUCAAACGUUUCGUAAGAAAAAUAUUGAUAAAAAUGAGACAUUUAGAAAAUCAGAGGACAAUGUUAAUGCGACAUUUUCGAAAAAUGAUGAUGGAACAAAUUUUGAUUGUACAUAUUCGUCAAAUGAAAUGUUGGCGAAUGCAACAUUUUCGAAAAAUGAACAAAUUCCAGAGCAAAUUGUUAAUUCAACAUUUUGUAAACCUUUGAAGAAAACGGAAAUUCCCAAUGAGGAAGAGCAGCAAAAUUCGACAUUUGUAAAACCGAAAAUUCGCAAAUUGCCAGCGCCAAAAAGUUUCUCGAAAUUGCCACAAUUUUUGCAAAAAUCCAAUCCAAACAUUCCAACGUCAAAUGCAUUGAGAACAAUAAAGCCACCGAGUAGUUUUGCCUAUCCAAAAGGAUCGCAGCCAAAUAUACCGAGGAAUUUGGGUUUAUAUGCACUUGGUAAAUAUAAAAGUGAAACUGAUCAGCGACUCGUUGGUGUGAUGAGAGGUUCAACGGAACAAAUUGGUAACGCCGGUGGUUCAACGGAAAGUAUUGAGAGUACACAAAGCGCUCCCGAUUUAGAUGAUCGAUUAAGCGUUUGUUCGGAUAGUAGUCGAAGUUCGUAUACAAUUUCAACAAAUACAAGGACAAUUGUUCGACAAUCGAAUAUUACCAAUUCAAGGCUUAUGCAGAAAUUAAUACCACAUGGUCACAAGCCUGAAUCGACGCCAAAACCAAAUAGGCAAAUUCUUGAAAAUACAUGGAUGCAGUCAGAGAAAGAUUUACCAUCGCCAAUAUUAAAAAAUAAUAUCGAAGGUCUACAAAGUGGUCUUUUAUCACCUAAUGAUAUCAAAUCAAGUUCUCCACUUUUGAGUCCCAGUAGUUCUAGUGAAAAUAUUAAUUCUCUUGAUAUUGUUAAAAACAAUGUUCGUGAGAUAAAGCCGUCAAAAAGUAAUGAGAAAUUAACAUUAAAGCCGCCAAACAUUUCGUCGAAUCGAGCGAAAAGUCCCGUCGAUACAAAGCCAAAAUUAAGGCCCCCGACAAAUUACAAUGCAACAAGACCAACGAGCAUUGCCAGUGGAAUUCCAAGACCAACAUCACGAAUUCCAGCACCAAAAUUUACUCGACCACUUUCUCGAAUUCCAGAUCCAAAGAAAGGCUGAUAAAAAAAAAAAUGCUCAGAAUUUACUCUUUUUUUUUUAUUGUGUCUCUCUUCUAAUUAAGGGCGUAUUCCAAAAAAAAAAGUAUAUAUAUUUUUCUACGAUUUUUCAUUAAAAAAGAUAACAUUUCGGCAAAUAGAAAAUUUUCUCCUGAAUAUCGUAGAUAAUUUUUUUUUUUUUUUAAAUUCAAAGCUCAAAUCUUUCUACGAUUUUUGAUUACAAAAAAAAUUUGACAAAUAGAAAAUUUUCUCCUGAAUAUCGUAGUUUUUUUUUUUUUUUUUUUUUUUUUUUUUGGUAAAUUCAAAGCUCAAAUUUUACUACGAUUUUUCCUAAAAAUAUUUCGGCAAAUGGAAACAUUUUUUUUUCUAAAUAUCUUUUAAGAAUCGUGGAUAAUUUUUUUUUUUUUUUUUUAAUUCAAAGCCCAUUUUCGGAAAAUUAUUUUCGACUUUUCGAAAGUUGAAAUGAUAUAUUUUUAGGAUUUUAUUAUUAUUUUUUUUUUUAUAUAUAGAGAAUGGUUGUGAUUUUGAUAUGAAAUUUAUAUAUUCAAUUUUUUUUUUUAUUAUUACUAAUCAGUUUAAUUAAUUUAUUUGCAGGGAAAAAAAUUUUUUCUCACGAUUAAUUUGAGGAGCGCAUUUUUUCAAAAUCUAAUAAAUUUAUUUUAAAAAAAGUUUUUUCCCAAACAUAGCAUGUAUAAUUUAUUAUAUUAUUGAUAAAAAAAGAUUGUGUUUAAAAAAAAGUUUUCCUAAACGAAUUUAUCAGAUUUUUAAAAAUUUCUCCUCAAUUAUUAUUAUUAAUUUCGUGAGAUUAAAAAUUGAAUUUCAUGAAAUUAUUUCAAUUUUUCGAAAUGAAUUUAUUUUUAGUCUCGAAUUGAUAAUAAUGAUAAUGAUAAUUUAAAUAAAUAAUAAUAAUAAUAAUUUAAAUAAUUUAUUCUGGAAGAGUAUAUAAUGAUAAUAAUUUACUUUCAAUAUUUUGGAAUCUAACAAAAAAUAUUUCUUAUAAAAAUUAAUUUCUUUUAAUUUUCGAAUUUUCUUAAAAAAAAGAUUUUUCGUGAGACGUAUUUUUUUUUCUUGCAAAUAAAUUAAACGUCGGUGAAGAUCACAAUGUUUAUGAUCAAUGAUUGAAAGUACAAAAAUAUUUUUUCGGAAAAAAAUAACAAAAAUUUUUUGCCUAGAAAUUUUUUUUUUUCCAAAACAAAAAAUUAUAAUUUGCAUAGAAAAAUAUAUAUUUUUUUUUAGUACAAAUAAAGAAUUAAAAAACUAAUAAAUAAAUAAUUAAAUAAUAAUAAAUAAAUUUUUAAAUAGUAAUAAAUAAAUAAUUAUUAAAUAAUAAUAAAUAAAUAAAUAAAAUUAGUUAAUGAUCAUAAAAAUUGUGAACUUCACAAAAAAUGUAUAAAUUCAAUGAAUUUCUGAAUUUCUAAAUAAAGUGUUAGUCAAGUUUAUGUGUAAAAAAAAAGAAGAAGAAAAGGAAAAAAUCAUUGCCAAGUGAUUGGCUUUAUAUGUGUAAAAAAAAUGUCUGAAUAAUAUUUUAAUAGAUUUUUAAAUAUUUUUUUUUUUUUUUUAAUAGAAAAAAAAGAGAAAGACUGCGAAAAAAAUAAUUCGGCGCUUCGGAAAUUCAGCUCCAACGUAAUUUUUAUUUAAUUGUUUUUUUUUUUUACUUUUUCUAUAAAUAUAUAUUAAUUUGAAAAUAUUUAUCAGGAGUUGAAUAAUAUUAGGAACAAUUUUAGUCAUUGGUUCCGUGAAAAAAAAAAAAAAAUUUGAAAUGAAGCGCCUUAGGUGUGUUGUUAAAUAUAUAUAUAUUUUUUUUUAAUUUCAUUAAUUUAUGUUUAAUAUUUAUUAACUUCUUUAUUAUAUUUUUGACCAAAUAAUUAACAAAGCUUAAUGAAAAUAUAUAUUUUAUUCAUUAAGGCGAUAUUGUUUUAAUCCAAAAACAAAAAUAUUUCUAAUGACACUUGGUAAAAAGAAAAAAAAAAAAAAAAAAUACGUCAGACUAUCACUGGCUGUGUUAAAUAAUUCAUAUCAUGUAACUUGUCUUAAAUAUGUGAAAAUUGAUAAUGAAAAAAAAAAAAAAAAAAAUUAAUCACCAGUACAAUUUUCACUGCUCCAGUGUUUUACCUCAAAAAUAUAAGGUGUUAUUAAUAAUAAAAAAAAAGGAAAUUAACAUUUUUUAGGUUUAGUAAAUUUUUCUCUUUUUUUUUUAAUUCGAAACUGUAAUAAACAUUGAAUUAAAUAGUUAAUUUAUAAUUAGAAAUAAUUAAUUUAAAUUAAUUAUUCGAUAUUUAAAUUAAAUUUUAUUAGAACUGAAAUAAUUUUUAUUAGAAUCAAGUAAUUUUUAUUAAAAUUGAUUAAUUUAUUAAUAAUAAAUCUAAUCAAUUGAUAAUUGAAAAUUAUUCAUGAUUUCUAUAUUUUUUUUCAGAAUUUUCAAAACAAGUUGGUUUUUUUUUCUUUUUAAUAAAAAGAAAAGAAAAAUCAGUGCAAAAAUUCAAUAAAAAAAAAAAAAAAAACUGCCUUUCAUCGAUCGAGAGAAAUUUUUUUUCAAAACAAAAUUCUCUCAAUUGAUUUUAUAACUGUACAAAAAAAAAAGAAAAUUGUUUAUAUUUUGUAGUCGUGACACAUUUGUUGCGUGUUGAAAGUGCCUUGAAUGUAAAUAAAAUAAAUUUUUUUUUUUUGUUUUUUAUUUUCAAGAAAUGAAAAAACGGCUUCCAAUUAAAUAGAUUUUAAGAAUUUGUGCAUAAUAAUUGUCCAAGUGUUUGCUAUUGUAAAAAAAAACAAAAAAAAAAUAAACUGUCUUUUUUAAUUUCUA
This is a messenger RNA of Leptopilina boulardi, 5840 nucleotides long. RefSeq lists its product as uncharacterized. The record is from RefSeq and is a predicted model, not a curated record. The coding region runs from base 306 to 3044 and encodes 912 amino acids. The transcript is spliced from 9 exons. Lineage: Eukaryota; Metazoa; Arthropoda; Insecta; Hymenoptera; Figitidae.